This is a messenger RNA of Amphiprion ocellaris (clown anemonefish), 1737 nucleotides long. RefSeq names its product SET and MYND domain containing 1b (gene smyd1b). NCBI's taxonomy places the organism in Eukaryota, Metazoa, Chordata, Actinopteri, Pomacentridae. The coding region runs from base 119 to 1588 and encodes 489 amino acids. Gene Ontology annotation, cellular component: nucleus. The transcript has 10 exons. Gene Ontology annotation, molecular function: protein binding; histone H3K4 methyltransferase activity. The record is from RefSeq and is a predicted model, not a curated record.
UGUCAUUGAAGAACAGAGGGCACAGAUUAGUCUAAGAGUUCCUCAGCUAGCCUGCUGAAACACUCUGCUGUUCGCUCACCAUCCAUCCACCAGACUCUCAGGAACCAGGGUGCCCACCAUGGAGAACGUGGCAGUAUUUGACUCACCUGGGAAGGGGAGGGGUUUGAAGGCUACAAAGGAGUUCUGGGCUGGAGAUGUCAUUUUCUCAGAGGCCAGUAUUUCAGCAGUUGUGUUUGACAGUCUAACAGAACGCAUUUGCCACAGCUGUUUCCGCAGACAAGACAAACUCCAGAGGUGCGGCCAGUGCAAAUUUGCUCAUUAUUGCGACCGUACCUGCCAGCGUGCUGGCUGGGCUGAACACAAGCAAGAAUGCAGCGCCAUCAAAGCUUAUGGCAGUGUACCAAAUGAGAACAUCCGGCUGGUGGCUCGCAUCAUGUGGCGAGUGGACAAGGAUGGCAGCUUGUUGUCUGACACGCAGCUGACCACGCUGGAGGAGCUGGAGGACCACAUCGCUGACAUGCAGGAGGACGAGCUGAAGGAGUUCAAAGUGGACAUCCACAACUUCCUGGACUACUGGCCCCGUACCAGCAAGCAGCACACAAUCGACGACAUCUCACAUGUGUUUGGAGUGAUCAACUGUAACGGCUUCACUGUCAGCGACCAGAGGGGCCUCCAGGCCGUGGGAGUUGGUCUUUUUCCAAAUCUGUGCCUAGUGAACCACGACUGCUGGCCCAACUGCACAGUAAUCCUCAACCACGGCAAUCAAUCGGCUGUGAAUACUUUGUUUCAUUCUCAACGGAGGAUUGAGCUGCGUUCUUUAGGUAAGAUCGCAGAAGGAGAGGAGCUGACGGUGUCCUACGUGGACUACAUGAAUCUGUCAGAGGAGCGACAACGACUGCUGAAAACGCAAUACUUCUUCGACUGCACAUGCGAGCACUGCAAGAACCGGAUCAAAGAUGACAUAAAGUUGGGGGGAAAGGUUGAGGAUGGAGUUAAGCCUUCAGAAGAACAGGUGAAAGAGGCGACAGAUUACUGCUUUCAGAUGCUGGAGAAGAUGGACCAGGCUCGAUUAAAAGGCGACUACCACGAGGUGGUAAAAAUCUGCAGGGAUGCGAUUGAGAAGACGGAACCAAUUUUGGCUGACACUCACAUCUACCUGCUGAGGAUGUGGAGCACGAUGAGUGAGGUUCAAGCUUACCUGCAGUACUUUGAUGAGGCUGCAGAAUACGCCCGCAAAAUGGUGGACGGAUACAUGAAGUUGUACCACUCAAACAACGCUGCUCUCGGUAUGGCUGCCAUGCGAGCAGGAGUGACCCACUGGCAGGCCGGGCAGAUAGAGGUCGGACACGGUAUGAUCUGCAAGGCCUACGCCAUCCUCAUGGUCACCCACGGUCCAACGCAUCCCAUCACCAAGGACCUGGAGGCGAUGCGAAUGCAGACAGAGAUGGAACUGAGGAUGUUCAAACAGAACGAGUACGUUUACCACAGUAUGAGAGAGGCGGCCCUGAAGAACAAACCGAUGACCAUGAUGCAUGAACCAAAAUCUAUGGAGGAGGGAAUCAAGAACCUCUUCCACCGGAGGAAGUAAUCAUGGGACUGCAGUCAGGAGAAGAGUCAUCCUAUUGUUUACUGCCAACAGCUUUCUGAGUGUCUGUGUGAGAAUCUAUGCAUUUAGUCAUGUUUUCUGUAUCACUCGCAUUUUGUAGUUACUCUUUUCAUUAAAAUAUUGUCUCGCAA